AGCGUGGCCGCGUGAUUUGUCGCCGUUCGCGCGCGCGUUCGAUGGCUCGAUCAUCGGCGAUCGAUCAUUAACGUCAGUGCGCUUCGCGCCGCGCGAUCGUGCGUUUCGUUCGUGUUCGUCGUACUCGCUCGUCGUGAGCGCACGUGCGAUUCACGGGAGUGCGCGAUAUACGCGUUUGCGAACGGUUUAUGGGCGGUCUCGCAGUCUCGCCGAAGAGUAUCAACGAGAAGUCUGCAGCGUAAGAUCGAGCGGAACGCGAGUCGAUCUUCUCGCGAGGGAGAAGCUAGAGAAGUUUCGCGCGCGCGACGUAACGUGACUAAAGUUGAAAAACUUCGCAAGGUCAUAAUCUGUUUUCGCUGUAUAACAGUUUCGUGCGAAACGCGUUAUGUCGACAAGCUUGUAUUCACGACUUUAAGCUGACAGAUUUUGAACACCAAAAUGAAUAUAAGAACAUGAAAUAGUAUGUGAAAUAAUCGUGCGGAAUUUGAGAGUGAAUCAUACAUGAUUGCACCGUAAAAAAAAAGCCCUUCGAGAUGAGCCCUUCGCCUACGGCCAAUCGAAGUUUCCUGCACGGGAGCAGCAGGGCUGCCCUCAUCUCCGACAAAGUCGUUUACGCCACUCUCGACAGCUUGGCUCUGAAGCGAACGAGAUUGCCUCUACAAUUGCUUCCCGUGGUCAGCGAUAAUGUCGCGGACAAGACGGAAAAAUUAGACAAAGAGAAACGACUCGUCAAUGGAAAGACUUCGCCCAAACGACCAACUUAUAAGGUGAAAUCCGGGGCGAGUCAUCAGUGGAAAAGUUACUCCAAGUACCAGGCCUUCUCUUUGACGAAGUCGGAGAACCAGUCGACGACUUGUGCCACCAGAGUAUCGGAUUCCACGAUCAAAUGCAAUUUCGAGAAUAUCCCGAAAGAGGAAACUCAGUCGCAAACCAAUGCGACAGAAGCCACUGAAAAGACUAUAGAAAGUUUAUCCUCUACAAGUCUAUUUACAAAAGAGGAAUCUUGCACUCGAAGUAAUAAUAAUGAUUUAAAAUAUCCUCAUCUAGAACAGAAGAAUCCUCACGUAUACAUCAAGAUUACUGAAAAUCAGCAAGAAAAAGAAAAAUGCAUCGAAAGAAAGGAUUCCAAUUCGUCCAGCGAUUACGAACAGAUGGAUAUAGUAGACAGUAAAGCGUUUACAUUUGAUGGGACGUCUAAAAUAAUUGAUCCUUCAAAUCCGAAAAUUCCAGAGCGCCUAACACAUAUUUAUAAAACCGAGAAAAAUAUUCCAAUCGCUUCUAAGAUAGCCGUAAAGUCCCGGUCUGUCAAUGAUCUGACGACCAGAGAGAUCGCGUACGAAAAUCGUCGGGAAUAUUUGAAGCAGGAGGACGCAGGGUCAAUCACGAGCGACGAGGACGAUGACGCGUCACGGUACAAGAAAAAGAAAAGACGGUUCACCAGAAACGUGCUGCACUAUGUGCCACGACACUUGGUAAAGCAGCCGACGAAAAAGAAGAAGUCGAAGAAGAAGUACACUCUGAGCAGUUCGCUGAGUUCGCUGCAAAUGACGCCCUUCUCGAGAACACAGGACACCUGCGCCCGGACCAGGAGCCUGUCGAGGGAGGAGCUGAAGGGCGUCAUCAUCUCGUCGCCCACGAACUUCGUUCACGUGGCAUCGGCUACGAAUCUCAGCCUGGUUCGCGACACCGUAGGAUCCGGCUGCUUGGAGCAGGUUGUGAUUACUCAUCAACAGAUAUGCGCGACUUUGCCUCUGCUUGUUGGAAAGGACGAGCGACGACGCAAGUCGGUGAACGCCGAGAACGCUGAAUGGUCCAAGGUUGCCGCAGGAAUUUCUCCCGAUAUGAUUUCCAAGCAAUCUAAAGAAGACCAAUCGACUGUAGAAAGUGUCACAGAUAAGAGCGAUCGAGUCAACUACGCCGAGAUAAAGAGUGACUUCUCGAGGGACUCACAGGCGAAAGUUUUGGCGUCCGGCCAGGAAGUGGUGAAAACCACGAUUGAAAAUCAGGCCGAUUCGCCUGAAGGAGGCGAAAUGUACGAGCCGGUCUGGGAGGCUUCUCCUCGGGCGCCGCCGCAGGCCAACUGUAGCUUUCUGUGGAGCAAUCAUCGGGCUAAGACUUUUCCGGAAGUUAAGCACAACACGCCCGUUCCUUCGUGCCAUGCCACGAAGGAAAACGACGAGGGCGUCGACAGCGAGGGAUACGACGAUGUCGGGCCGUCUAACUUCGUCGCUCAAGCGGAGUCCGAUUACGACGACGUGGGUCCACCGAUAGCUCGUCUCGAAGUGGAAGAAGUGGACGUCGCUGAUGCUAAAGACUGCGACGAGAUUUACGACGACGUGAUGCCGCCUAGCCAUAAACCUGACGGUUUAAAAGUCGUCGACGAGAGCGAUUAUCUGAUUCCGGAGAUCUGCAAGGAAAUAGCAUUGAGCAAGGAACUGCUCGUGGAAUUGCGCGCGACGUUGAAGGAUCGCGAGGCGAAGAUGACGUCGAUAACCGAGUCCGAUCAGUAUUUCACGUCUAUGAACAACGAAUAUUCCAGCGUGGAUGACUGCGAGAGUCAUCUGAGCCAAGAGGAGCGAGACGAGCUGGGUGUGUAUGACGACGUCGGGCUGCCGCCGGGCGAGGAACGUGUCAAUAGCCUUUACGCCGGCUCCGCACCCGGCUCUGUCUUAGGAUUGACCUCGAUGAACGGCAAGGAAUCCGAGUGGGAGGACCUGGAAGAAGUCUCAAGCGCCUCGCGGUGCCCUUGUCAGACCAAUGAUCCAUGCGGAAAGAGGACCGAAGAACAAAAUGCAUGGAGCAAAAAGAAACUCGCUCAGCGAUGGUCGCGAAAUGUCAGGAGGCAACGGUCCAGGAGAUCUCGCAGAAGUAUCAAAGCGACUGUGACAACGAAAACGACCAUUAGUACGGCAGUUGACGACAGCGUUUCCGACGAUAGCACAUACGAGAGUCUGUAUUCCUGCCAGCCAGAUGACUUCAGCAGCGAUUCGGAAACGGAAACUCGACGUGAUGUCCCGAACGAUUGCGUGAUCAACACUUAUCAAUGUCCUUCGAGACCGACCCCGCCGCCUCCGAGGGAAGGCAGUCUAACGCAGAGCUUGGGCAGGCGAAUAAAGAUGCUGCGCAGGACCUGGAGCAUCACGAAGGGCAGCCUCGGCAAGAUCAGACGGCGAACGUCCGUGGACGAGUCCGGCUUCGACGACAAGGAAUCCGGCAACGAGCAUCACGACACCGGAAGAUACUUCAAUUUCCGACUGAGGCAUUUCCGAAAGAGCAUCGCUGGCCCGCCGACCUUCUACCUAGACGAGAAUGAUAAAAAUGACAAUGUUUGUGGAGCUCGCAAUAACAACAAUGGCAAGGAAACUAUUUACACUAACAGCCAAUAUAUGGGAAGCGGUAGCGAUGAUUCCUCAAAGACUCCGGAAGACGUCGAUCAUUACAGUGUGCUCGCCGAUCAGGAACCUCUCUACCAGUUUUACGCGGCCGCGGUGGCUCGUGUUGCUUUCGAAUCGGAUUCCGAGGGCUACGAAGAGGUAGAAGAUAUGAUGUGGAAGACAGAACCAGUCACAUCGAAUCUUUCCAGAUCAGGACAAAGGACGCUCUGGUGUCAUACUCCACAAGUAAUACACAGUGGUCUCUUGCAAAAAUUAACAACGGAAGAAAAGAAGAUUCAAGAGGCAAAAUUCGAGAUCUUGACCUCCGAAGCGUCGUACUUAAAUUCUCUUCGGGUCCUAGAAAACGAGUUCCUUAGUAAUCAUACACUAAUGAACGAGAUCUUGACGCCGGUCGAAAGGAAGAAAUUAUUCGGCGGGGUGUCGAGUGUGUUGUCGACAUCGCAAAUGUUCCUAGCUGAAUUGGAAGCUGUGUGGAGAGAAGAUCCGAUGCUGUCGGGUUUAUCGGAGGUCUUGCUGAAGCACGCCGAAAAGUGUCAGGCCACGUAUGUGGCCUAUUGUUCGAAUCAAGUCAGCAUAGACACGACUCUAAAAGAACUCAAAGCUCGGAAAGGCGUAAAGUUCUUGGAGGCUGUCAAACGUAUAGAAAUGCAUCCAGCGUGCCAAAAUCUAUCUCUGCAUUCCUUCCUAAUGCUACCAAUGCAGCGUGUUACGAGAUUGCCCUUAUUAGCUGACGCUGUUGUUUCCAAAUUAUCGAUCGGAAAUUCGGACAGAGCGACUUGGGAAAAAGUACUAUCGACUUUGAGCAACGUCGUUGCUGAAUGCAACGAAGGUGCUCGAGCUGCUGCUCAAGAAGCCGAGAUGGAAGCUUUAGCGAGAAAAUUAGAAUAUUCGUCGAAAAUUAAGCCGAUUAUACUAAGGGGCAAACAUUUAGUUAGAAGUGGAUCGGUCGUGCAAUUGUCGAUGAAGACUGAUACCGAAUACAAGCUUACAUUUGGAAAGAAGUUCAACAAGACACCGCUCUACCUUCUCUUACUCACUGAUUAUCUUCUAGUCACGAAAUUAAAAUCCAAUGCUCACGACGAAUGCUAUAGCGUCAUAGACGCAUGUAAAAGGAAUCUUCUGGCCCUGGAGUCAGCUUCCGAAGAAUCACCGUUCGCUGGACGGAACGCUAUGAUACUAACUCUUCUGGAGAACCAUUCUGGCCGUCACGUGGAGUACGUCUUGACAUGUGAAAAUAAUACCGCACGAGAACGAUGGCUGGAGGCUGUCUCACCGCCCAAACGUGGCUCAGUUGGCGAAACGUUGUACGAAUCCUGGGAUUGUCCGCAAGUGAUGGCAAAGUAUCCAUAUUCGCCAAAUCAACCAGAUGAAUUAUCAUUGCAAUCAGGGGAUGUAAUAAAUGUAUUGAGAAAAAUGGCAGAUGGUUGGUUUCAUGGUGAAAAAUUGUUGGAUGGAGAACAAGGAUGGUUUCCGGCGAAUUAUACGAAGGAAGUUGCGUCAGAACACGUGCGUGCGCGGAAUUUGAAACAACGACACCGUCUGUUGGCACUCAGCAGCAGUGUGAUACAACAAAGAAGGGCGAGACAGAACCAAGGGAUUCAUUGACGAUUAAAUUGAGACGGGAGCGCGAAUCGCUCGGAUAUUGUGAUAUCGUCUAUAAAUUAUUGAUUGUUUAUAUGUAUGUAAUUUUCACGCUACGACAGUAUUUUUAUAAAUAAGAAUUGUGUGCCAAUGUAAUGUUAUUCGUCGCCAAAGUGUGAGGAAUAAUUUUCUAAAAUCUUUUUUUACCAUACCAUAUUGAAACUAUAGGAAGUUGAGACAAGAAAUGAUGGAAUUUUACAUAUAUAUUGUACAUAAAGGCGUAAAGAAAAAAAGAAAAGAAUGUUGUAACAAAAGUAUAUGCGUCUGUUUAUUAUUUUUAUACAAAUACAAUAUAAAUAUAUAAAUCUCA
Molecule: messenger RNA, 5346 nt
Organism: Nylanderia fulva
Lineage: Eukaryota; Metazoa; Arthropoda; Insecta; Hymenoptera; Formicidae
Gene: Exn
Product: Ephexin
Biological process (GO): activation of GTPase activity
Molecular function (GO): protein binding; guanyl-nucleotide exchange factor activity
Source: RefSeq, a predicted model, not a curated record